UGCAUCCAGCAGGGGUCAGUAGAGAAACGCACACCUCAAUGUUCCUAGUUCAGGAGGAAGAUCACAGCGGCCUUUUUUUUCCUCCUCCUGCCGUUAAUGCACGAUGGCGGCCGCGUUGAGAGGGAGUCUCGUAACAUUGGCCAAGGGUCUUAGUGGUGUCCGGUUGCAGCCGUUGUGCGUCCGCUCUUUGAGUGUGACCUCCAGUCAGAAUGUUUCGGAGAGUCCCCCGGCGCGGGCCGACAGCACCUUCAAGGUCACCAUGCUCCCUGGAGAUGGAGUUGGACCUGAGCUGAUGACUGCUGUCAAAGAGGUUUUCAAGGCAGCAGAUGUUCCUGUGGAGUUUGAGGAGUUUCACUUGAGCGAGGUGCAGAACAUGGCCAGCGAGGAGAAACUGGAAGAGGUGUUGUCCUCUAUGAAGAACAACAGAGUCGCCAUCAAGGGAAAGAUUCACACUCCCAUGGAGUACAAGGGUGAACUGGCAUCAUAUGAGAUGAGACUGAGGAGAAAGCUGGACCUGUUUGCCAAUGUUGUUCAUGUGAACAGUCUGCCUGGCUACAGCACUCGCCACAAUAACCUGGAUCUGGUCAUCAUACGGGAGCAGACCGAGGGAGAAUACAGCUCUCUGGAGCAUGAGAGUGUUUCAGGAGUGGUUGAGUGCCUGAAGAUCAUCACCAGGGAGAAAUCUCGGCGUAUCGCUAAAUUUGCGUUCGACUACGCCACCAAGAAAGGCCGCAGCAAAGUGACCGCUGUCCACAAAGCAAACAUUAUGAAACUCGGGGAUGGUCUCUUCCUGCAGAGCUGUGCAGAAGUGGCUGAACUUUAUCCCAAGAUUAAAUAUGAAAACAUCAUCAUUGAUAACUGCUGCAUGCAGCUGGUGCAGAAUCCUUAUCAGUUUGAUGUGUUAGUGAUGCCAAAUCUCUACGGCAACAUCAUCGAUAACCUGGCAGCAGGGCUGGUGGGCGGAGCCGGCGUAGUUCCAGGCGAGAGUUUCAGUGCAGAAUAUGCUGUGUUUGAAACGGGUGCCAGACAUCCCUUCGCUCAGGCUGUUGGCAGGAAUAUCGCAAACCCUACUGCUAUGCUCCUCAGUGCAUCCAACAUGCUGAGACACCUCAAUCUUGAGUAUCACUCAAACAUGGUGUCUGAGGCUGUCAAGAAAGUUAUCAAGCAGGGCAAGGUGAGGACGCGAGACCUGGGGGGUUACAGCACCACUGGUGACUUUGUCCGUGCGGUUGUGGACAACCUGCGCCAUCGGACUGUUUGAAGAUGCUUGCCAUUAUCUAUCCCGGAUCACCCUAUACAUGCCACUUCUGAUCUGAAUAUGUUCAAAGAUGAUUUUAAAGCAGCCCUGUCAUAUACUACAUUAUCUUUCCUCAUUUCAUUUUCUCUCCUUUUUCUUUUAAUGCAUCCAUAUGUUAAUUUUAAUUUCUGUUUGUCACAGUAUAAAUCUUUAACCUGAAUUAUAGUUGUUUAAAAGUUUGGGAUUGGUAUUGUUUCAAAAAGAUUAUUAGUUUUUUUUUUAUUUGAUCAAAAUACAGUAAAAUUCUGAAAUACUAUUUCAUUCAAAAGCAAUUAUUUCAAAUAGUCACCCCAAACUUUUGAAUGCUAGUGUAUUUCUGACAUACUGUGCUUCUUUGUUCACUCCAGUUUUAAGUUUAAAUUUAAGUUUUAGUUAUAUAGAUAACUUUAGUUUCUUAUUCCUGCUUCUAUAGAAUGUCCGUUUGAGGCUGGUCCUCGUCGAAUUGCCUUUGUGAUUCCAGGACCUCUGUGAAUUUGAGUAUCAGCAAGUUUGCAAAAGCCAUUAGGCGUAUUGCGACUGAAGUGCCAGUGGUGUUUUUUCCCCUUCUUAAUGUUACUAAUGUAAACCUUGCUAAUCAAAUCUGCUGCUUCCAUGAGUCAGAUGGGCAAUUCUUGAUUUCAUGAUGCAGAUGUUCUGGACAAGAAGUCUGCUCCGUGCCAUUGCUGACUAUCUGUGGAAAUGAUGACUGACUGAAACCAAAAAUGAUGUCUCUCUGCCUAUCAGGCAUUUUUAAAUGACCUCAGUCAUUGCGGUACUGAUCUAGUUGUCUUCAUAUAUUUCUAAGCUCAGCACCUGUAGUAUUAGUAUUUCACAGUUUGGCGAACCAUGCAUUUCAAUUACACAGAUAUCUCAAGGUCUAUUCAUGCUUUAAAUGAACUGACCAAUGUUUUGUCAGAUGUGAAUUUUUAUUCUUUUCACUGCCAAAAAAAUAAAUAUGUGAAACCAAAA
This is a messenger RNA of Carassius carassius (crucian carp), 2245 nucleotides long. It is a transcript of the gene idh3b, whose product is annotated as isocitrate dehydrogenase (NAD(+)) 3 non-catalytic subunit beta. The transcript has 12 exons. The record is from RefSeq and is a predicted model, not a curated record. Gene Ontology annotation, biological process: isocitrate metabolic process; tricarboxylic acid cycle. Gene Ontology annotation, cellular component: mitochondrion. Bases 104 to 1261 code for a protein of 385 amino acids. Gene Ontology annotation, molecular function: magnesium ion binding; NAD binding; oxidoreductase activity, acting on the CH-OH group of donors, NAD or NADP as acceptor. Lineage: Eukaryota; Metazoa; Chordata; Actinopteri; Cypriniformes; Cyprinidae.